Messenger RNA from Ictalurus punctatus (channel catfish), 1941 nucleotides. RefSeq names its product mucin-5AC. Bases 4 to 1023 code for a protein of 339 amino acids. The transcript has a single exon. NCBI's taxonomy places the organism in Eukaryota, Metazoa, Chordata, Actinopteri, Siluriformes, Ictaluridae. The record is from RefSeq and is a predicted model, not a curated record.
CAAAUGGUAAAUGGCAAACAUAUAUGCUCUGAUCCAGAGGAUCCUUGGGCCAUACAAAUCAUAGAGAAAUUGUCUGAAAGAACAACCAUAAAAGCGCCCAAUACCCCACCAUCAACUUCUACAAGUUGGACAACAACUACUAUAAGCACAUCUACACCAGGAAUAAGUACAACAAGCACAAUAACCACGACACCUAAAGGAACAUCAACCACAUGGAAAAAAACAACAUACAUCACUCAUACAUCUUCGCCCAAACAACCAAUUGGACAACAGCUGCCUCGAUGGACGACAAUGCAAAUUACGAGAGGGAAGAUGGCUACUACUGUGGCUAGGAAGCCAGUGAUAACUGAUAGCAAGUCGACUUCCACGACUAUGACAACAGCAAGCCCAAUGACCACGACUACACCUAAAGGAACAUCAACCACAUGGAAAGCAUCAACAUACAUCACUCAUACGGCUUCACCCAAACAACCAUUUGGACAACAGCCGCCUCAAGGGACAACAACACAAAUUAUGACAGCUAAGAUGACUACUACUGCGGCUAGGAAGCUAGUGAUAACUGAUAGCAAGACGACUUCCAUGACUAUGACAACAGCAAGCCCAGUGACCUUGACGGCACUUAAAGGAACAUCAACCACAUGGAAAGCAUCAACAUACAUCGCUGAUACAACCUCGACCAAAGAACUGCCUGGGAAUACCAAAAAGCCGCCAAUUAGGACACAAUUUACAACGCAAAUUGCGAUUACUACGAAAAGUAAGCCAGUUACGCCUGAAACCAAGACGACUUCCAUGACUAUGACAACAGAAAACCGAUUGACCAGGACAACACCUAAAGGAACAUCAACCACAGAAAGACCAGCCCAUAAACCAUCCACAGCAACUGGUAAACCAGUAAAACGUUGCCCAACGACCAUGGCCAGCAGCACGACAAAAAAGAUGAAAAUUCCAUGGACAGUCAGACGUCUGAGAAAGAAAAGUAAGAAGGGACUAAGGCGAGCUCAGAUAAACCCAGGAUGUGUAUAGGUUUGACCAAAACUGUUCAGUUUGGUUUUGAGAUCUUUUUGAGUCUGUAAGGUUAAAGGUUAAGAAGCUUUUGUGCUCUGAGACGACCGCAGAACAUUGUGAGAAAAUUUUUGUGGUAAUUUUCUGCCCACUUUUAUCCGUGCACUUUCUUUCCACGUUGACUCAUUCAGUGCCAGACUUGAGACUUUUGGCACAUUGAUACGGGCAUGAUGCGUAUUGUGUAGUGAUGCUCACACUAGGUUUCUGACCAUGGGUGAACUGUACAGAUUUACAGAUGCAAACAUUUAGAUUUAUAUUUAGAUUUACAGUAUUUGCCUGGGGCCAUUAUUGAGCGACUUAAAGAAAUGCAUUGUAGCCUCCAAGGUCAGAGUUGAAGAAUACAAGCUAAAGUCUUAUUUUUAAAAUAUUAAUCUUAAGUAGUAGUAGGGGUAAAUUUUACUUUCCUUUUAUUUUGUUUUUUUAUUGUUUAGUUCUUAUUUAAGUGCUUAUUAAAGCCAGUCAGGGGAAGUUGAUUCCCCGUUCAGGUGCCGUUACAGAGGUGCCAACAAAUAGCAUCCAUACACGAUCAUAGAUCCUUGAAGAUUGCUAAGUGUAUCUGAACUGUGCACAAUCACAGAUAUGUGUAAUAAUGUAGAUCAAUGUAAUUUUAUACUUUUUUUGUUGUUGUUCUAAUUGUACUAUUUACGUACAGUGAUUGUGAUACGGAGCAGAAAGGUGCUUAUCCAACACUAUCUCUGUUGAACCCUUUGCUCUGAUGUGCAAUAAUGAUGUCCAGGGAGUAAUUUCAGUGCAACAUAAAGUUGCUCCUUGAAUUAAAAUGAUGUAUGUAUGCUUUUCUAUUUAUUACACUGAUUAGAAUAUUUAUGUGGCCAUGUCACGUCACGUCUCGUUUUUUCUCAUUAAAGCGAAUAUACUAGA